Varanus komodoensis (Komodo dragon) is the source of this 1719-nucleotide messenger RNA. It is a transcript of the gene DLK1, whose product is annotated as delta like non-canonical Notch ligand 1. Gene Ontology annotation, cellular component: plasma membrane; protein-containing complex. The coding region runs from base 118 to 1224 and encodes 368 amino acids. NCBI's taxonomy places the organism in Eukaryota, Metazoa, Chordata, Lepidosauria, Squamata, Varanidae. Gene Ontology annotation, molecular function: calcium ion binding. Gene Ontology annotation, biological process: establishment or maintenance of epithelial cell apical/basal polarity; heterophilic cell-cell adhesion. The record is from RefSeq and is a predicted model, not a curated record. The transcript is spliced from 5 exons.
UCCGAGGGCAGCCUCGUUGGCCGAUGGAGCGGCAGCCCGGCCCGCUCGGGCGCGCUCCGGCUUCCCCCUCCUUGGGCGUGUGAGGUGGGGCAUGACCCAACAGGCGCGCUUGUGGGGAUGGAUCUCCAAGCGGUCAGAUUCUUGUGCUGCUGCUGUUGGCUUCUCCUCUCCGGUCUGCCUCAUACCCAAGGAGUUGAUUGCAAACCUGGUUGUCAUCCAGUAAAUGGAUUUUGUGAAGUUUCAAGUGAAUGCAGGUGUCAGCCAGGUUGGCAAGGCCCUUUGUGUGAUCAGUGCAUACCUUUCCCUGGUUGUGUGCAUGGAACCUGUGCCAAACCGUGGCAGUGCAUGUGUGAAGAAGGAUGGAUUGGCAGCCUCUGUGACACAGAUGUUCACCCGUGUGCUUCAAAGCCUUGCACAAAUAACUCAGCCACUUGCAUAGAGACUGGCAAUGGUGGAUACAUCUGCUUGUGUGCUCCAGGAUACACAGGGAAAAGCUGUCAUGUGAAAAAGGGACCUUGUAUAGUUAAUGGCUCUCCUUGCCAGAAUGGAGGCACCUGCGUGGACAACGAUGGAUUUGCACCUCACGCCUCGUGUCUGUGCCUUCCUGGGUUCACCGGACACUUUUGCGAAAUUGACCUCGAUGACUGCGAGCCCAACCCGUGUGAGCACGGAGGCACGUGCGUGGACGUCGGCAGGGGCUUCCGCUGCCGGUGCCCCACCGGUUUCAGGGGCACGCUGUGUGGCAGCCGCUCAGUGGCCUGUCUCAGCAGCCCCUGCGAAAACGGGGGCAUUUGCCGUGAGCGCCCUGGCAGAGGUUUUAAAUGCAUUUGCAAACCACAUUUUCUUGGGGUUACCUGUGCUGUUCCCAGUAGAAACACGAGUGUGAGUCUAGCAGCUCCGCACCAGCAGAAACACCAUCGACCCCUGAAAGCUCAUCACAGCCCUGUCCACAUGCAAGAACGGGAAAUCUUGACGAUCAAAGAGACGAUUGAAAAUAGGCACCCUUUGCUGAGUAAGAGCCAGGGGAUCUGCUUCAUCGUCCUCAGUUUGCUUACUUGUCUCAUUGUGCUGGGCACCACGGGGAUUAUCUUUUUCUCCAAAUUUGAAAUGUGGCUCGCCAAUGCCCGAUACAGCCAGCUGGUGCGCAAAGAGAGGGAUUGCUUUCUGAAGACCAGGGAUGGUGAAAACCUUCCCGUAAAUAUAAUCUUUCCAGAGAAAAUGUAACUGAUUAACAAAUGAGGAUUUAUCCAGCCGUCGAGGCUCCUUGUUCAGAACAUCCCGUUCAGAAAUGCUACAUGGAGCUUGUGUGGCUCGCUCUUGUUGUGCAGCUGGUCAGCUUCUCAGUCUUGCUCAUGAAAACAAUGGCUGCCUUUGGGACCAGUAGAUGAAGAAGAAACAAUCCCCUUUUUGUGCCCCUCAGAGACAUUUUCAUUUCCAGUACACACUCACACAAAUAGUAUUGCGCAAACCCAUGAAUUUUAAUUUAGGUCGCAAUCCUAUAUUCAUUUAAACUAGAAGUACAUUCUGAUGAACUCAGUGGGCCAUAGUUCUACAUAGGCAUAUAUAGGCUUGAACUCCUGUUUCAUUUGUGUUUUUUAAAGUUAGACACACCUUUGUUAAAUAAGAGAAUUGUUCUCAUAAUCUGUAGCAUGUGUGACAAUGGUGAUACUUUAGAUCAUUUUCCAUGCUUAUUUUUAAUAAACAGUAGUUAAGGGCUAA